Carlito syrichta (Philippine tarsier) is the source of this 1451-nucleotide messenger RNA. RefSeq names its product short chain dehydrogenase/reductase family 39U member 1 (gene SDR39U1). The coding region runs from base 473 to 1093 and encodes 206 amino acids. The transcript is spliced from 5 exons. The record is from RefSeq and is a predicted model, not a curated record. Lineage: Eukaryota; Metazoa; Chordata; Mammalia; Primates; Tarsiidae.
GUGAGGGAGGCUUUACCGGGAAAGAGGGAAGAGGGUUUUGCCUAAGAUUGAAAGCUGGGAGGCCGCUGCCGGGUGGACACUGUCUCGUGCGCAGGCAGCCUGGCCUUGACCGUCUAGCCCCAAAAGCCGAAUCUCCCUAGUCCCCGUGGCGGGACCGGCUUCAUUGGGAAAGUCCUGGCCCAGCUGCUGAGAGGGAGGGGCCACGAAGUGACGUUGGUGUCCCGACAGCCGGGGCCCGGCCGGAUCACAUGGGUACGCCCUCCCUCUGGAAGUGGGUGGGGAGGCUUGGUGGGCGGAGGCGGGACCCGGGCGCACUGAGCUCUUUCUCCAACAGGAUGAGCUCGCUGCGUCGGGACUGCCCGAGUGCGAUGCAGCCGUCAACCUGGCUGGAGAGAACAUCCUCAACCCACUCCGAAGGUGGAAUGAAGCCUUCCAAAAAGAGGUUCUCAGCAGCCGCCUGGAGACCACCCAAAUGCUGGCUAAAGCCAUCAUGAAGGCCCCACAGCCCCCGCAGGCCUGGGUCUUAGUCACAGGCGUAGCUUACUACCAGCCCAGCCUGACUGCAGAGUAUGAUGAGGACAGCCCAGGAGGGGAUUUUGACUUUUUCUCCAACCUCGUAACCAAAUGGGAAACAGCAGCCAGGCUUCCUGGAGAGUCUACACGCCAGGUGGUGGUACGCUCUGGGGUUGUGCUGGGCCGUGGGGGUGGUGCCAUCAGCCACAUGUUGCUGCCCUUCCGCCUCGGCCUGGGGGGCCCCAUCGGCUCAGGCCACCAGUUCUUCCCCUGGAUUCACAUCGGGGACCUGGCAGGAAUCCUGACCCACGCCCUUGAAGCAAACCACGUGCAGGGGGUCCUUAAUGGAGUGGCCCCAGCCUCUGCCACCAAUGCUGAGUUUGCCCAAGCCUUGGGCACUGCUCUGGGCCGCCCAGCCCUCAUCCCUCUCCCCAGCACUGUGGUGCAAGCUGUCUUUGGGCGAGAGCGUGCCAUCAUGCUGCUGGAGGGCCAGAAGGUGAUACCUCGGCGGACUCUGGCCACUGGCUACCAGUAUGCCUUCCCAGAGCUAGGGCCUGCCUUGAAGGAAGUCGUAUCGUAAGUACGGAAGCUUGUGGCAAGGGCCUGAGGCCUAUCCCUCAACAGGGGCCUCCUGGUCAGUCACUGUGAAUAGGCUCAGCUACUCCUUUACUUGAGAUCUGAAGCCAUUUGGUUCUUCAGGGUUCAUCUCCCGCUCGUCUUUCUUUCCCAUUGUUCUGUUACUCCACCUUAUUUAACUGAGAGACUGUCCAGUCUCAAGGCUGUAACCUCAUCAGGUUGGGGCCUUAACCUCUUCAACUCCUUGUAAAAGGAUUCCCCAGUUUGGCUUCUCUACAUGUGCCAAUGCUGCCCCCACUUCUCCUUUAUGCUAUAUGGAGAAUGCUCUGCAGUUUAGGCAAUAAAGAUAAAUUAUCCGACUA